CGAAGGUUAGCUGUCACCUCCUCCAAUCCGUUGUAGGGUACCCCCCCUAUGCAUCCCUGACGUUGAAUAUCUCAACCAAAUUGAAGUAGUGAUGAUGAUGAUCUUUCUGGUCCAAGCCACGGCUCGGCGUCGGGCGGUGGUCGCGUUGUGUUGGCCCAAGCUUAUGCCGAUCCACUCACGGCCAGGCAACCGUCAACUCUCAGCCAUCACAGCAAGUCCGAAUACGAGCUUGCUGUCGAGAAAUAUCCCUGGAUUUAGGGGAGGGAGAAAAAAGGGUUUCUUUUCUGUUUCAAUAUCGGACCCUUUCUGAUAGUUAAUUUGUAAGAAUAGAUGAGACACGUUCACUGCCCCCUCUAGUAGUAUUACUAUUAUCCUAUUGUUCUCGCAUCCUUUUCUGAUUCGCAAGGUAUACCUCCAUUCUGGGGUUGCUUGCUGCCUAUGCGGCUGGAAUUAGACUGCGGCAUUCCUUCGUCCUUUAAUCUUAGCUCACCAUUAAUCCCAGCAACGAAUCUAUCAAGGUAACUAUCGAAAAGCACUGCCCGGUGUGCGACGUAAGAAGAAGGUGUGCUCUCUGAGCCUCCGAAAUGAAGCUGGACCCGU
Messenger RNA from Aspergillus piperis CBS 112811, 600 nucleotides. RefSeq lists its product as uncharacterized. The coding region runs from base 92 to 310 and encodes 72 amino acids. The record is from RefSeq and is a predicted model, not a curated record. The transcript has a single exon. Lineage: Eukaryota; Fungi; Ascomycota; Eurotiomycetes; Eurotiales; Aspergillaceae.